Molecule: messenger RNA, 890 nt
Organism: Pollicipes pollicipes
Lineage: Eukaryota; Metazoa; Arthropoda; Thecostraca; Pollicipedomorpha; Pollicipedidae
Product: coiled-coil domain-containing protein 174
Exons: 7
Coding region: 225-890 (221 amino acids)
Cellular component (GO): nucleus
Source: RefSeq, a predicted model, not a curated record
CGUUGGCGCCGCAAGCUAUCGUACACCAGGUUGGGAGCGCAUGAGCUUCUAAACAACACUAGACGCGUAGACGGACGGGUGCCAGAGAAGUGCAAUAAGUUGUUGAGAAGAAUAGCAAGGUUACAGCAUGAAAAAGGCUGGAUUUUAGUUGAUUACAUUUACUUAAACACUGUGAAUAUUGUGAACCUGCUCAAUUUUACAAGAGAUCUGUCAAAAGAAUUGACAUGGACAGGGAUAAGAAAAUUGAUGUUGGUUCAUCUUCUCUGGUGGACCUGAAGGCGGAGCUGCACCGCAAGCAACAGGAAUCAAAGACGCUACGCAGCAGGCCGGAACGGCGCCAGCGGCCCGAGGGCAAGUCCAAGGUCUGGGCCAAGGUCAACGCGGGCGUGGAGCAGCGCGACCUGCGCGACAAGGAGCAGACGGCGGAGGAAGCCCGCGAGUUGGACCGGUCCAGGAUGGCGUUGGAGGCGAAAGCAAGUCUUUAUGAAAAACUGCGCACGGGAACCGCGGCCCUGGAGGAUGACGCCACAAACGAACGAUUCCUCGUCAAUUUCCAGCGGAAGGUGAUCGAUGACGUCACAGAGCGACGUCAGCACCGCGCAGCAGAGGAGAAGGAGACCACAGAUCCCGAGUCCGUCACGCCAGACGACGAAUGGGUGGAGUUCACCGACUCUCUGGGUCGGUCCCGAACGGUGAUGCGCCGGGAUCUGGCCGAGUACCGACGGCGGGACCUCGGCAGGGACCCGGAUGGUGACCCAGCGCAGACGCCCGAACUCGUGUCGGAGGACGCACGGCGAGAACAGCUGCGACAGCAAUGGCAGCAGCAGGAGCUGGAGAACGCCUCAAAAACUGACAUCCAUUACCAGGAUGUGCUCUUCAACGCAGCAUGA